UUGAUUCUGCCUUUAUGUGAUCCUACUGUAAUCCAUGUCAUCAAGUGUGAAUUAAUGGAAACAUUAAAAGUCAAAAAAAAAAAAAAAAACUAUAUAUAGAGGAUCUGAAUUCACUGUAAAAUCACACUCUAACAGUAAAAGACAUUGAAGAGCUAAAAUGGCACCACCACCAACAACAAAAAUCAUCUUUUUGACCCUCCUAGUGCAACUUUGCACCACCACCAUCUCCACCACUGUCGCGGCCAACACCACCAACGCCACAACCGGAACUGGAGGGAAAAUCCCCGCCAUUUUCAUCUUCGGUGACUCACUGCUCGACACGGGCACUAACACCUUCCUUCCAACUGGUGUCAGAGCCGACCACGCGCCCUACGGGGAAAAUUUCCCGAGACGAGUCCCGACAGGGAGGUUUUCGAAUGGAAGACUAAUGUCGGACAUGUUGGCCUCACACCUAGGAAUAAAAUACACAGUUCCAUCAUUCCUGGAACUGGGAUUGUCGAACGAGGACAUCGUAACAGGUGUUUGUUUUGCUUCGGCUGGAUCGGGAUACGAUGAUACGACGAAUGCGGCAGCGGGGAUAAUUCCGGUGUUGAGGCAGGUGGAUUACUUGAGGAUGUAUAUAACGAGGCUUCGUUCGUUUGUGGGAGCAGUACAAGCUAACCGUAAUUUGAACGAUGCUUUGGUUGUGGUUAGUUCGGGAAGUAACGACGUUACUGUCAGUUUCUAUGAUUCCCCAAAUAGGCCUGGUCUCUUCAUUGGUGCUUAUCAUGAUUUUCUUCUAAGUAGGCUUCAAACCUUUGUUCAGGAACUGUACGGUCAAGGGUUGCGUAAUAUGAUCAUAUUUGGGCUACCUCCAAUUGGAUGUUUUCCAGGUGAAAUCAGUGCCAAAUUCAGGAUUGACAGAUCAUGUGUGGAGAAUGAGAAUUCUGAUUCUGAAUCUUACAAUCAAAAGCUUGUUGCUCGCUUGGCUCAGUUACAGCCCUCUCUUCCUGGCACCAAACUUGUCUAUGGUGAUAUCUACACCCCUCUUUAUGAUAUGGUGAAAAAUCCCCUAAACUAUGGUUUUGAGGUAGUUGACAGAGGAUGUUGUGCAACUGGAUUUGUGGAAACAGGGCCUUUCUGCAGUAUUUCAACACCAGUGUGUCCGAACCCUGAUAAGUUUGUGUUCUUCGAUGCAGCUCAUCCUACUGAAGCAACCUACCGACAUGUCGCUCAGUCUCUACAGAAGCAAGCUCUUCCCCAGUUCUUGUGAGAUUGAAGGCAGCCGAUUAAAGCACUAGACUAACACACACACACACACACCCCACCCGA
Messenger RNA from Camellia sinensis, 1311 nucleotides. The record is from RefSeq and is a predicted model, not a curated record. Lineage: Eukaryota; Viridiplantae; Streptophyta; Magnoliopsida; Ericales; Theaceae.